AUGGAUCCUGGGGCAUCUUCCCCCGAGAAGCUGGAUAAAGAGAAUUUAGUGGGCAUCAGCAGUAAACGGCUUGGUGUCUGUGGCUGGAUCCUGUUUUCCCUUUCUGUCCUGUUGAUGAUCAUUACCUUCCCCAUCUCCAUAUGGAUGUGCUUGAAGAUCAUUAAGGAGUAUGAACGUGCUGUUGUAUUCCGACUGGGACGCAUCCAAGCUGACAAAGCCAGAGGGCCAGGCUUGAUCCUGGUCCUGCCCUGCAUCGACGUGUUUGUCAAAGUUGAUCUCCGAACUGUUACCUGCAACAUUCCUCCACAAGAGAUCCUCACCAGAGACUCUGUGACUACCCAAGUGGAUGGAGUCGUCUAUUACAGAAUCCAUAGUGCUGUCUCUGCAGUGGCUAACGUCAACGAUGUCCACCAAGCCACGUUUCUGUUGGCUCAGACGACUCUGAGAAAUGUCUUAGGGACGCAGACCUUGUCCCAAAUCUUAGCUGGCCGAGAGGAGAUUGCCCACAGCAUCCAGACCUUACUUGAUGAUGCCACCGAGCUGUGGGGGAUCCGGGUGGCCCGAGUGGAAAUCAAAGACGUCCGGAUUCCCAUGCAGUUACAGAGAUCCAUGGCAGCUGAGGCAGAGGCGACCCGGGAAGCCAGGGCCAGGGUCCUUGCAGCAGAAGGAGAAAUGAAUGCUUCCAAAUCUCUGAAGUCAGCCUCCCUGGUGCUGGCCGAGUCCCCCAUAGCCCUGCAGCUGCGUUACCUGCAAACCUUAACCACCGUAGCCACAGAGAAGAAUUCCACCAUUGUGUUUCCUCUGCCCAUGAAUAUCCUGGAGGGCAUUGGUGGUGUCAGCUACAACGACCACAAGAAGGUUCCUGACAGAGCCUGA
Prionailurus viverrinus (fishing cat) is the source of this 876-nucleotide messenger RNA. RefSeq names its product stomatin like 3 (gene STOML3). Gene Ontology annotation, cellular component: plasma membrane. The record is from RefSeq and is a predicted model, not a curated record. The transcript is spliced from 7 exons. Lineage: Eukaryota; Metazoa; Chordata; Mammalia; Carnivora; Felidae. Bases 1 to 876 code for a protein of 291 amino acids.